AUGACGUUGAGGUACCGGUCAGACUGGGUAUGGGCAAAGGUGUACAUGGUACUGGCGGCGGCAGGCGGCGGACGGCUGGCGGUGCGGACGAGCGAUCGGGUGGCGCAUGUCGAGGUCGAUGUGGUGAGCGUGGCCGAGUUUCGGGAGUUUGUCCAGUCGACAGGAUGGGAGACCGAGGCUGAGGGCUAUGGAUGGUCACUGGUGGCGCUGCCGCCCUCAGAUGACGCCGAGCCGCUCGCAGAAAAUGCCAUCCCGCCUCCGCUCCUCGCUCGCGAGAUCGAUUGGUGGCAGCUCGCAGGCGUGUCAUGGGCAGGUGGACUGGCUGAGGACGGCGACGCGGUGGGUCAUGUUUCGUUCCAUGACGCCGAGGGCUACUGCUCGUGGCGCGAUCCGAGCUACGGCCGCGUAGCGUCGGUCGAGGAAUGGGAGGCUUUGCCGGAGCUUUAUCGGACGCUCUCGGCGCCUGCCGCGUACGAAUGGCUCGGACCGGACGUGGAUGACAGCAGCGGCGCGCCGCAGGCUACUAUUGCGCCGUUUGUGGGUGGCGGCGAAGGCAUUGACCUCGAUCUAGACCGGCUGGACAUCGACGUCUCGGCGGAUCGGCUCUCGUUCCGGUGCGCGUACGACAUCCCGUACGACAUCAUGACCGAGCUGAUGGACGAGGACCUCGACGAUUUGCUCGAUCUCUACUAAGG
Molecule: messenger RNA, 695 nt
Organism: Thecamonas trahens ATCC 50062
Lineage: Eukaryota; Apusomonadida; Apusomonadidae
Exons: 2
Coding region: 1-693 (230 amino acids)
Source: RefSeq, a predicted model, not a curated record